AUGGAGAAAUCUAAGAACUUUAGAAUCGAUGCCCUGCUGGCGGACGAACCUCAUCGAGGGACUCGGGAUGUCUCUCCUGGACUGAGUAGUGAUAGUCCCGCCGGCAGCCCGGUGUCUUGCCGGCGCGCAGAGACUCCUUCUCCCCGAGGGACAACGGGAGCUCUCCAGCUCCAGACUGGAAUCAUACCCAAACCUGGUCUGCUGAACCUCCCGCACCCAGGACUCGCUUCGCUGCCACAGGGGACGAUCCACGGCAUGUAUCCGGCAUCCAUGUAUCCAAUCUCCGCCCUGGGUGGCCAGCAUCCCGCCUUCUCCUACUCCGGCUUCACCCAGCUGAAUCCAACAUACCCAGAGCACCUCAAAGCCGCAGCCAUGGCUGGGUCCUUCCCGUUGGAGCACUGGAUCCGGGCCGGGAUCAUGGUGCCACGCCUUCCAGACUACAGCACCUCCCCACAGUCGGGGCUGAUGGGGAAAUGCAGGAGGCCUCGAACUGCCUUCACCAGUCAACAGCUCCUGGAGUUGGAGAACCAGUUUAAACUCAACAAGUACCUGUCCCGCCCCAAACGCUUUGAGGUUGCUACUUCCCUGAUGCUGACAGAGACACAGGUGAAGAUCUGGUUCCAGAACAGGAGGAUGAAGUGGAAACGCAGCCGGAAGGCGAAGGAGCAGGCCUCCCAGGGAGACGGGGAGAGGCAGAGGGGGGGCAAGACGGCCAACAAGUCGGGCAACUCCAGAAGGGUGGAGCCUGACGAGGACGACCUGGAGGAAGAGGAGGGGGAGGAGGAAGAGGACGUUGGGCGGGAGUUUGCAGUCUCCACUGGGGGCAAUGUGGGCCUGGCACGCCCCUCAGAUUUCCUGCAGCACGUGGCAGAGCUGAACUACAGCCCCCACAGUCCCUACUCUGAGGACGAGCUGGAGGAGGCAGGGGGCGACAGGAAGAUUGGGGCAGGGUUGUGA
Conger conger (European conger) is the source of this 957-nucleotide messenger RNA. RefSeq names its product motor neuron and pancreas homeobox protein 1-like. The coding region runs from base 1 to 957 and encodes 318 amino acids. Lineage: Eukaryota; Metazoa; Chordata; Actinopteri; Anguilliformes; Congridae. The transcript is spliced from 3 exons. Gene Ontology annotation, molecular function: sequence-specific double-stranded DNA binding; DNA-binding transcription factor activity, RNA polymerase II-specific. The record is from RefSeq and is a predicted model, not a curated record. Gene Ontology annotation, cellular component: nucleus. Gene Ontology annotation, biological process: neuron projection morphogenesis; regulation of DNA-templated transcription; spinal cord motor neuron cell fate specification.